AUGCCCAUUUCCAACGGCGACGCUGCUCCCGGUUCCGCGAUGAAGGCUGAGAUCGAGGACUACACCAAGGCCUUGGAGGUCUUGGAGACGUACAAAACCCGUGAUGGCCUGGAUGUCGAUACUCUCAUCGACUCCGACAAGCACGGUGCCUUGACCUACAAUGACUUCCUGGUCCUGCCUGGCUACAUCGGCUUCCCGGCCUCCGAUGUCACUCUGGACACCCCGGUCACCAAGCGCAUUUCGCUGAAGGUCCCUCUUCUGUCGUCGCCCAUGGACACGGUCACGGAGCACAACAUGGCCAUCCACAUGGCUCUGCUCGGUGGUCUGGGUGUCAUCCACCACAACUGCUCUCCUGAGGACCAGGCCGAGAUGGUCCGCAAGGUCAAGCGGUACGAGAACGGCUUCAUCCUCGACCCGGUCGUUCUCUCGCCCAAGGCCACCGUCGGUGAGGCCAAGGAGCUCAAGGCCAAGUGGGGUUUUGGUGGUUUCCCUGACGGAUCCCUUCGCUCCAAGCUGAUUGGUAUGGUUACCUCCCGGGACAUUCAGUUCCACCCCCAAAACGAGGACCCAGUGACUGCCAUCAUGGCCACCGACCUCGUCACCGCUCCUGCUGGUACCACCCUGUCCGAGGCCAACGAGGUCCUCCGGCAGUCCAAGAAGGGCAAGCUGCCCAUUGUGGAUACCAAUGGCAACCUUGUCUCGCUGCUCUCCCGCUCCGACCUGAUGAAGAACCUUUACUACCCUCUGGCUUCGAAGCUCCCUCACUCCAAGCAGCUGAUCUGUUCGGCUGCCAUUGGUACCCGUGAGGAGGACAAGCACCGCCUCAAGCUGCUCGUCGAGGCUGGUCUGGAUAUCGUCAACCUGGACAGCAGCCAGGGCAACAGCGUGUACCAGAUUGAGAUGAUCAAGUACGUCAAGAAGACCUUCCCCGAGAUCGAUGUUAUCGCCGGCAACGUCGUUACUCGGGAGCAGGCUGCUGCCUUGAUUGCUGCCGGCGCCGAUGGCCUGAGAAUUGGCAUGGGCAGCGGUAGCGCUUGUAUCACCCAGGAGGUUAUGGCCUGCGGCCGUCCCCAGGCCGCUGCCGUCCGCAGCGUCUCAUCCUUCGCUGCUCGCUUCGGCGUCCCCUGUAUCGCCGACGGUGGUAUCCAGAACGUCGGCCAUAUCGUUAAGGGCCUGGCGAUGGGUGCCAGCACCGUCAUGAUGGGCGGUCUCCUUGCCGGUACCACUGAAUCUCCCGGUGAGUACUACGUCAGCAACGAGGGUCAGCUCGUCAAGGCCUACCGUGGCAUGGGUAGUAUCGCGGCCAUGGAGGACAAGAAGGCCGGCGGCAGCGCCAAGGACAGCAAGGCCAGCAACGCCGGUACCGCUCGCUACUUCUCCGAGAAGGCCAGCGUGCUGGUCGCCCAGGGUGUGGCCGGCUCCGUGCUGGACCGUGGCUCCGUCACCAAGUUCAUCCCCUACCUUGUUGCCGGUGUCCAGCACUCCCUGCAGGAAAUUGGCACUAAGAGCGUGGCCGCUCUUCACGACGCGGUCAACAAUGGCACUGUCCGCUUUGAAAUGAGAAGCGCCAGCGCCAUGGCCGAGGGUAACGUGCACGACCUGCACAGCUACGACAAGAAGCUUUACGCGUGCAAAAAGCGAUGGCACCGCGAAGAAGCCACCCGCAUUGCCGCGUCCCAGUUCAAGAACGAGAUUCUGCUCCUUCACCGGGUGCAGACCUCUAGCUCUUUUGCAUCUGCCCAUGUGUUUCCGGGCGGUAACCUGUCCAGCCAGGACGGAGAAUGCCCGCCUCCUGAGGCUCGGACACGGCACGAUGACGCUCCUUGCUACCGACGUGCUGCGAUCCGGGAACUCUUCGAGGAGAGCGGUGUUCUUCUCGCCAAAGAUGCAGAGUCGGGGAAGAUGAUCGCUGUUAACGAGGAGAAGAGAGAGAAGGGCCGGCGCCUCAUUCAUCAGAACGAGGUUAGCUUUGCGGAGUGGUUGAAGCGGCAACACCCGGCUGCGGUGCCGGAUAUCGAUAACUUGAUUCCAUUCACCCAUUGGGUGACCCCACAGAACGUGCCGAAGCGGUAUACCACGCAAAUGUAUCUCUACUUCAUGCCUCUACCAGUCAACGUGGAUAAGAGCCUACUCAAAGAACUGCCCUCCGAAGGCGAACGCGACGAACUCCAAGUCCCCACGGCAGACGGCGGAAUCGAGGUAACAGAGGCACAAUUCCUGCCCGCCUCGGAAUGGCUCCGGCGCGCACGCAACGCGGAGGUCAUUCUUUUCCCGCCGCAGUUUCUGCUCCUGCACCUGGUCUCGGAGUUUCUGGACCAGGCGCCCCGGGCGAAUAUUUCCGUCGAAGAAAUGGAGAAGCGCCGUGCGGCACUGGUUGAAUUCGUGCAUUCGAGCUCGCCGCCUUGGACAGAUAAGUUUAUCUCGCCGAAGAUGCUCACCAUGACGGAGGAUGGACGCACUGUUCUGGCGUUGGAUGAUCCUGGCGUCGAACUUAAGGGGUUGGGGAAGCAGGGCGAGUCCGACAGGGUUGUUCUGGUACGGUUUAAGAAGGGGAGUGUUAGAGAGGUGGAUGUGGGCUGGAGGAAGGAGGUGUUGCGGGAGGAGAGGGAGAAGAGUAAUCUGUAG
Molecule: messenger RNA, 2625 nt
Organism: Penicillium lagena
Lineage: Eukaryota; Fungi; Ascomycota; Eurotiomycetes; Eurotiales; Aspergillaceae
Product: Cystathionine beta-synthase core
Exons: 6
Coding region: 1-2625 (874 amino acids)
Biological process (GO): GTP biosynthetic process
Cellular component (GO): cytoplasm
Molecular function (GO): IMP dehydrogenase activity
Source: RefSeq, a predicted model, not a curated record